This is a messenger RNA of Schistosoma intercalatum, 1652 nucleotides long. The record is from the annotation of a GenBank genome assembly. Lineage: Eukaryota; Metazoa; Platyhelminthes; Trematoda; Strigeidida; Schistosomatidae.
GUAGGCGGUCAGGUUGAUGCUCUCAACCAAAUGGUAUUCUUAAUUGUCACUUAUCAAUAAGGUGUAUCUUUAAUCUUAUGGUGGCCUGUGCCUUACAGUAUCACUUUCAGAAACAUUGUCUUUGUGCUGUUCAACUUGAGACUGACCACUUUUAGAAAUGAGAUAUUUACAGUAUUUACCGAUUACAUACCUUAUAUAACUUAUUAACGUUCUGUUUAUUUAGUCUUUAUUGUUGAUGGAAUCUCAACCCAGUCACAACGUGACUAUUAGUUGAAACGAGACGACUUUGCUUAUACUGUAUUUCGAUGUUAAGUAAUGUAUAUAUCUAUCGUAAAAGAAGUCAUUCUCUUCCAAAACAGCUCAGAAGUGUUAUCUCUGGCUAUGGUGCAAGUUCGAAUCAUAAUUACAGAUGAAACAUAAGCGGGAUUUAAAGCUACUACUUCAUCCAUACUUUAUCGUGAAUAUGCUACUUAGCGCUCUUUUUUUUAUAUCAAAAACUGUCCCAUUAUUUUGUACAUGGAUGUAUGAUGAUUGUUACAUCAAUCUCCAAGAAUAUGAAAUGUUGAUAUUUUUAGGAAGCUUCGUCGCAUUGCGCAAUAAGCGUCAAUUCUCUAUUCCUGAUUAUCUUGCUCAUUUCUACAUGUUUGCUAAAAUCGUUAGUCUACUUAUGUUCUGGAAACAGAAUGUUGUAUAUGCCAUAUUAUAUGGUGUUUUAUGGUUAGUGCAAGCCUGUUUUUUACAACAACCUGUUUAUAAUGGGCCCGAUAAAGUUUUAUACUUGCGAGAUACUACCUUUGAACAAGAAGUUAUUCGUGGUAACCCUAAGGUAACAUGGCUCGUUGCAUUUUAUACUGUGUGGUCACCUGCGUGUACUAAACUACAACCUAUUUUUGCAGAACUGUCAGAAGAAUUUGGAACAGAUCUUAUGAAGUUUGGCAAAAUCGAUGUGAUACGAUAUCCAGAUGUCGGCGUCAAACACAACAUUGAUACAUCCUCCUGGUCUAAACAGCUUCCUACUCUGAUUUUAUUUCGUCAAGGUCAUGAACUGACACGCAGACCAGCUAUAAUCAAUACACCUAAGAAAACAGUACAGAAAUUCACAUUCACUUGGGAUAAUAUGAUCAAUGCUUUUUCAUUAAAUGAAAUAUACACUAACCAGAAACAAACUUCUAGCGCUGCAAAUCAGUGUGGUUCAGCUGGUUCAACAGAUAAAGAUAAGAAAAACCUGUGAAAACAUACGGUUUCAUCGAGAUAUUGUGUUAGGUACUUUAUCUAGUCUUUCUUAUAUCUUUUAUUUGAACGACCUGCAUCUGUAAAUUAAUUUCACCAGUUAAUUUUUUCGCACAAUGUUUCGGUACUCAAAACCAAAUUUUUACUCAGUUAAAUUGACUUCCAUAGUUGAAUGCCUUGGUUUUAAUCCUUAGUUACUUCUGUCUUAAUGCUUUGUACAAAUUUAAGUACUCUUUAAAUGUCUUAUAUUGUAAAAAUGUUUUACUCUGAUUGAUAAACAGCUUGCAAGCAUGCUGUUGAUAGACUAGUUGUAACCAGGUAUUUUUUUAAACUUGUUUACUGAUCAUGUGUCGCAUGACAACAGUUAUUACUGUUUAAAGUAAAUUAGAUAAAAUAAGAUGUUAACUCAUGAGUUGGUGGAU